Messenger RNA from Aspergillus mulundensis, 1131 nucleotides. RefSeq lists its product as uncharacterized. NCBI's taxonomy places the organism in Eukaryota, Fungi, Ascomycota, Eurotiomycetes, Eurotiales, Aspergillaceae. Gene Ontology annotation, cellular component: nucleus. The transcript has 3 exons. Gene Ontology annotation, biological process: positive regulation of transcription by RNA polymerase II. The record is from RefSeq and is a predicted model, not a curated record. Gene Ontology annotation, molecular function: transcription cis-regulatory region binding; DNA-binding transcription factor activity. The coding region runs from base 1 to 1131 and encodes 376 amino acids.
AUGACUUCAAAGAGCUCUUGUACUUGCCGGUGCCUCUGCCAGCAGAAAACCGCACUGUGUCAUUUCCACCCAUUUGACUGUUCGUCUAUCCCCUGGACGCCCGAACUCAUCUCUUGGGGACCGCAUCCCCAUUCCUCAAACCCCAGUCUGCCGGAAAAAGGCAUAACGGCUAAUGAAGCACGCUUCUUCUGCCACUUCGUCACCGUCAUACCUCAUGUCUUUGUCCUCGUACCCCCGGAAAUUCCCCCACCGCGGCCAUCAGAUCCGGAGCCGGAGUCAUUCAUGUCUGUGAUUUUCCGGUUGAGUACACGGGAUCAGAUGGUCUUAAAGGCCGCGCUUUGUCUUGGGGCAUCGCAUCUGGGCCGGUGUUUGUGCCCUAUUGGUGCCGAAGGAGAGAGCGAAAGUCUUUCCGUCGAGAAGACAAGGUUGGCCGAAAAUGCCGAAGAAGAAUUAUCACGGCGCGUCGAUGCUUUUCGAACCGGUCUGAUGCGAGAGCAGGAUAUAACGCAACACUCGGAAGAGCAGACAGAAGCAGAAGCCUUGAUUAGCAGCUACUGCUUGCUCUAUCUGUAUAAUGUUUCAGAAGGAAUUGGCAACGGGGCUUGGCAGGAGCGAUUGAACGGGGCAAGUGAUGUUCUGCUCGAGCUUCUCAAUAACAGAGAGAUUGUCCAGGGGAUUGACAGAGAGGACUCCGAAGGAGGCGCAUUACCUAGCCAACGUGCGUUUGUGGAAUUCUUCAGCUACCAUUAUACGCUUGGAGGCGUGACGAGCCAUCUACAAGCGAGUAAAGACACACUAACCCCGAGCUGGAGGCGUAUGUUCGCAGGAUGUUCGAGCGCGAGGAACGGGCUGUUGCCGCUUGGUCUGAUUGCACAAAUUUCAGCUUUACGUUCGGAAGCUGAGACGGCGCCAUCAGCGUCCAUGAUUGUUCGAGCCGUUGAAAUCUGGAAAGACCUCGAUGAUUGGGGACAUGCCAUCGAGCUUCCGUCCGAUGAUCAUGCCAUUUCCCGCGCCUACACCACCGCAUGCUUCAUCUGGCUGUUUUCCAUCCUGUAUCCGGAAAGUAUUAACGACGAUAGAGUGCAGGCCGUGCUUUGUUGCCGGCGUCGCCUGUACGCGGCAGGAGGAUAG